AUGAGGCGUUUCUCCAAAUUUGUACGUGUUUGCUCCCCAUUGAUGAGGUGGGAAUCCGUAACACCCUCGGACAUUCGUGCUGAGGUUAAUGCUUUGCGUAAGCGCGUAGGGGUCAUUGAGGAGACUCAAUCUCUCCAGGCUCUAUUGGCGUUUUACAGUUCCCGUCCCCUACAUCAGUUGAAUAGUCUUGAUGAGGUUGUGUACUACUGUACGAGGCCGGAUUACAACGCCGAAAUCUUCUGCCAUAUGGAACUACCUGUUCUCCUUUCUCGUCUUAUUUCGGCUAUUGAUGCACUUCCAUGUGGACUCAAUGCUAUGCCAACUGUGUUAUUGGUACGAAACACGUAUUUGGACUCAUUCAAAAAGCUGAUUAAGUGCGAUUUCCCCGAAGAUGAAGGAACAGUAGCCUGUUUUCACAAAGUGCUUACUGAAAUCGAGGAUGCACAUACACAACAAGAUAUCUUGCUCAGUAUGGCGACAGGUCUUCUUGAACUGAAGAAUCUGCUUUCACGCCAUAGACUAUUUAUUCUCAAAAGUAGAAAAAUGAAGUCAAGAAUGGACGCCGAAUACGUGUUGCAUGAAGGUUUGAUGGCGCUUACAAAACCAAUGGAUGCUUUUAGCGUGCUCAUGGUCCAGUACAACUUUUUGUCACGCAUGCUACUCAACCUUAGGAGAGGACACGAUAACAUGAUAGGAAUGGUUGAUCUUCAAAUUGAUCUUGAAAAAGUUGUGCGAAAUGCAGUCGAUGACGCAAAGGAUAUUUGUACCAAUCACUAUGGUGACUGUCCCGAUGUGAAGUUCAUUAUAUCAAAGGAUGCGGAAUUGAUGAAGUUUCCACAUAUGAGCUCAACUAUAUCGUAUGUCGUCCUGGAAGUGAUGAAGAAUGCGUUUCGGGCAACAGUAGAAGCCCAUAUGGAACGCAAUUCCUUAGGAAUUGUGAGCUGUGAGAAUAUGCCUCCUGUAGAGGUUCUCGUAAAUAUUAAAGAAAACGCCCAACAUGCAUGUAUUUGUGUGUCUGAUGAAGGUUUGGGAAUGACACAGGUCGAUGCUGAAAUGGCGAUGACUUAUGCGUAUACUUCCGUGGCAAAACCUCUUCUCAGACUUGGAGAUAAGACCCAUCUAGAGGGUGGGGGUACGGUUUCCCCUCUUGCUGGUUUUGGUUUUGGGUUACCCAUGUCAAGAGUUUAUGCAAGAUGCUUUGGUGGCGAUCUCGUAAUGUGUACCAUGGAGGGAUACGGGACCCGCGUCUAUUACUUCGUCAAACUGUGA
Messenger RNA from Trypanosoma grayi, 1269 nucleotides. Its product is annotated as developmentally regulated phosphoprotein. The record is from RefSeq and is a predicted model, not a curated record. Gene Ontology annotation, molecular function: pyruvate dehydrogenase (acetyl-transferring) kinase activity. Gene Ontology annotation, cellular component: mitochondrion. The transcript has a single exon. Lineage: Eukaryota; Euglenozoa; Kinetoplastea; Trypanosomatida; Trypanosomatidae. Gene Ontology annotation, biological process: regulation of glucose metabolic process; protein phosphorylation. Bases 1 to 1269 code for a protein of 422 amino acids.